GUGUGUGUGUAGUCCACUGCUGUACCUGCCUGCUAGCUAGAGUGUGUCUGUGUGUGUGUAGUCCACUGCUGUACCUGCCUGCUAGCUAGAGUGUGUCUGUGUGUGUGUAGUCCACUGCUGUACCUGCCUGCUAGCUAGAGUGUGUCUGUGUGUGUGUAGUCCACUGCUGUACCUGCCUGCUAGCUAGAGUGUGUCUGUGUGUGUGUAGUCCACUGCUGUACCUGCCUGCUAGCUAGAGUGUGUCUGUGUGUGUGUAGUCCACUGCUGUACCUGCCUGCUAGCUAGAGUGUGUCUGUGUGUGUGUAGUCCACUGCUGUACCUGCCUGCUAGCUAGAGUGUGUCUGUGUGUGUGUAGUCCACUGCUGUACCUGCCUGCUAGCUAGAGUGUGUCUGUGUGUGUGUAGUCCACUGCUGUACCUGCCUGCUAGCUAGAGUGUGUCUGUGUGUGUGUAGUCCACUGCUGUAUCUGCCUGCUAGCUGGAGUGUGUCUGUGUGUGUGUAGUCCACUGCUGUAUCUGCCUGCUAGCUAGAGUGUGUCUGUGUGUUUCAUACACAUGUUGGACUACGCCCUUGGACUUGACCUUUGGACUACCUGAGGUAGUUUACCUGGCUUUCAGCUGUUGUCGAAGCUCACCAGGUUUUUCACAGGUACCGUCUCUGACCUGCUGGAGUUCACCUGUCUCUGGGUGUUGACCUGUGUAUAUCUGACUGACUGGGAGUUACUACCCCUGUUGGAGUUCACCUGUUAGAGGGAGCUCAGCUGUGUAUCAACACGUGCCUCUCUGCUACUGGAGUUUACCUGUGUGAAGGAGUUUACCUGUGUGAAGGAGGUUUACCUGUGUGAAGGAGUUUACCUGUGUGAAGGAAGUUUACCUGUGUGAAGGAGGUUUACCCGUGUGAAGGAGGUUUACCUGUGUGAAGGAGGUUUACCUGUGUGAAGGAGGUUUACCUGUGUGAAGGAGUUUACCUGUGUGAAGGAGUUUACCUGUGUGAAGGAGUUUACCUGUCUGACUGAAACACCUGUUGGAAUUCUGACCAACUAAUUCUUGGAGCUUCUCUCUCCUGCUGGGGUUCACUUACCUCAGAGCAGAGACCUGCAUCCUCCAGCUGUGUGUGUGUGUGUGUGUGUGUGUGUGUGUGUGUGUGUCAGGAUGAUGGAAGAAGUGUCUAUCAGGGUGGCAUAUGACUCCCACAUCAUAGACCAGAUGACCGAGGAGGAGAUACUGGCCUGCCUGAUGGCCGAGUCUAUACCCAAACACACGGUUCCCAGUAAGAAGGCCACGCCGAGAGAGAACCAGACGCAACAACAGGAUGACCACGUAGAUAGAUACCAGAGGGAGAACCGUCAGCUGCAGCAGGACAGUCUGCGUCUGGAGCAGGAGAAUGAUGUUCUGGCCCACAGACUGAUCACCAGCAAGAUCUCCCUGAGGACUGACCUGGACCAGGCAGAAGACAGAGUGAAUGAACUGACCAAAGAGUUGCUGAAGACCAGAAAGAGAUUAAAGAACGCAGAGGAGGAGAAGAGAGGGAAAGAGGAGGAGGCUGCUCAGUUGAAGGAGGUGUUUAGUGCAAAGCUGGACAAGGCUGAACAAGAGGUGAAAAGGAGCUCAGGCAUCAUCUCAGACUACAAACAGAUCUGUUCCCAGCUGACCAGUCGGGUGGAGAGGCAGCAGGCGGCCCACAGAGAGGACCUGGACAAACUCAGGAAUGCUGUGCUGGCAUGUUCUUGCUGCCGACAGGCUCUAGAUUCUCCUGUUAUGGAAGGCUUCGGUUCCACAGCCCCGUACCAGAGAAGUAUCAGCACCAGAGAACCAGGCCAGCAGAGAGACCAGGAAACAGAACCAGACCAGCAGACGACUGGUACCAGGGAACAAGACCAGGAGAAGGUGUGUCUGAGUGGCCAGGUCACAGAGCUGGAGAAAGAGCUGGCCCAGACUAAACUACAGAUGGUGGAGGCCAAGUGCAAGAUCCAGGAGCUGGAACACCAGAAGGGUGUGCUGCAACGUGAUCUCCAGACAGCUAGGAACAGCUGGCUCAGUAAGACUGUGAGCUCCAUACGGUCAGCCGGAGGGGGUCUGCAGAGCAGCAGCCUACCCAGUGGGAGAGCCUCAGCAAUGGGGCGUUCUCUCCAUGGCCUCCCCCUCUCAGCCUGGAGCUCCAGGUGACUGUCUGACAGAGAGAUGGAAGGGAGGGGGAGAGACAGAAAGAGGAAAUACUAAGAGUAUAGAUAAUAUGUAUUGGAAUGAUUAGACAUGUCUAUUGGUGACUGUUUGUUUCUGCAUUCUAGUCCCUAUUUUGGUUUUAUUUGUUAUUGUCAUUUUUUAUUUUCAAUAUUUUAUUAUUGAUACAGGAAUUGUAUGUUUUAUGUAUUGCUUUGGCUGCAUUGUGUUGUCCCUAAAGCGUGUGAAUAACUGAAUCCAAUGAUCAAACCAUACAUCCCAAUGCUAACACUCCUUUCUGCAUGCACACACACACACACACACACACACAACUCUUUAAACAAAACUCCAAACUGGUAUUACUUGUAUGGCACCCAGUCCUUCAUUCAAAACCUGUCAUUGUGCAUUCAUUUUUUGAUUUGAUUUGUUACAUACAGUACAUCUCUGAUCUUGUCAAUAUCAGAUUUUCUUUUUAACUUACAGUGAAGUAAAAUCAAUAGUCAUCA
Messenger RNA from Oncorhynchus tshawytscha (Chinook salmon), 2665 nucleotides. Its product is annotated as rab GTPase-activating protein 1-like. The record is from RefSeq and is a predicted model, not a curated record. The transcript has 9 exons. NCBI's taxonomy places the organism in Eukaryota, Metazoa, Chordata, Actinopteri, Salmoniformes, Salmonidae. The coding region runs from base 1152 to 2165 and encodes 337 amino acids.